Messenger RNA from Exophiala viscosa, 1227 nucleotides. Its product is annotated as A1 cistron-splicing factor. The transcript has a single exon. NCBI's taxonomy places the organism in Eukaryota, Fungi, Ascomycota, Eurotiomycetes, Chaetothyriales, Herpotrichiellaceae. The record is from RefSeq and is a predicted model, not a curated record. The coding region runs from base 1 to 1227 and encodes 408 amino acids. Gene Ontology annotation, biological process: spliceosomal tri-snRNP complex assembly.
AUGGCAUCCCAACUUGAGAACCCAACUGUCCUACUUCUCUCGUUGCCGCCCAAGACUUUCAUUGGUUUAGACCUGUUGUCGUUCAACUCGUCGCCCAAUUUUCAGGGCAUCACGAAUAUUCCCGUUGGCCUGCACUUCCUGUACACAGGCACCGAUGCAUCGCUCUCGAUCCGGCACGGCCGGUGGCUGAAUGUAAGAAGGCAGUGUCUUGUUCUGCAAUGGAACAGUGCGACCGAGAACCUCGACCUGCUCGAGCCCGACAGCCAGACUGCGCAGAGUGCGAUCCGCUCAGUCUCGCGGCGGGGCCUUGUCGAUUACACUGCCCUACAAGACGCAACAUCUGAUCUGUCCUCGCAGCAGCAGUCUGAGCAAGACGAUCCGACCUCGCAACAGCAUGAUGACCACCGCGCCGAAAGCACAGAUUGGCCCUCACUCACGUCCCAUCUGACGUCCUCGCUACUCACACGACUGCUCUCCCCAGCAUGGAUCAUAUCGUCAAUAUCCACGGCUCCAGCCGAUACAGAGCAUAUACCCGGCUUGUCGCAUCUGGAAACCGACAAUGCGCUGCGCCAGUCACCGCUAGAUCUGCUGCCGAUCAAUCUGAAGCAAACAUGGUCGGAAGGAGACAUUGGGCGCACGAGGACGGAUAGAGCAAGGGACCGCAGUUGGUAUCUGGAGCAACUGGUCGACAAUGUCACUCCAUCUGGCGCAGACCGGACGGUGGGAGCGAAGCAGGUGCUUGGGGAGUUACAAUUCUGUUUCCUUAUGGUUCUUACGCUGGCGAACUACAGUUGCUUAGAGCAGUGGAAGAGGCUGCUCACGGUGAUGUUCACGUGCCGAACAGCUUUGAUCGAAAUAGAGGCCUACUUUGUCGAGGCGGUGAAGGUGCUGAGGAUGCAGGCGAGGCAUAUCGAAGAUGUCGAUGGAGGACUGUUCGAAAUGAGGGAUGAAAGUGCGAGUUCGUGGUUGCGAUCAGUAUGGGGCAAGUUCAGGGCUUUGGUCGAUGAAACGUUCACAGAAGAUACAAGCGGAGGGCAAGCCCUGAAAGCUGAGAUUGAAGCUCUGCAAAAGUUCUUCGAAGAGAAAUAUGGCUGGCAAAGCGAACGAGACACACUGCGACGGGGAAUGCUGGAGUUGGAGGACGGCGAACGGAUCGAAGUCAGUAUGCAAGGAGUCGAUGAGGACGAAGAAAAAGGGGAAUAUGCGCCUCUCAUCGUAGACACCUGA